Talaromyces amestolkiae is the source of this 1632-nucleotide messenger RNA. RefSeq lists its product as uncharacterized. Gene Ontology annotation, biological process: SNARE complex assembly. The record is from RefSeq and is a predicted model, not a curated record. The transcript has 3 exons. Lineage: Eukaryota; Fungi; Ascomycota; Eurotiomycetes; Eurotiales; Trichocomaceae. Gene Ontology annotation, molecular function: SNARE binding. Gene Ontology annotation, cellular component: lytic vacuole; endosome. Bases 1 to 1632 code for a protein of 543 amino acids.
AUGGAAGAACAGGAAACAGCAACAACUUUCAACCGAACGCCGUUCUACUGUCCCACCUGUGCCCGGAGCCACUUGUAUACGCUCAGAUAUGAGAAUGCCCGGGCUCUACUCGAGAAGGAGUCGAUAGGGAAAGAGGUAGAGGCGGCGGUAGCUGGAGAUACAGAUUUGCAACGACGACGACAGCAACAAAAUGCAAAUGCGAAUCCAACAGAUCGUAAAGGGAAUCCGAAAUGGGAUGUCCAAGCGGCCCAGACAGAACAGGCUCGGGCCUCUGAACGGAUUCGUACGAUACGAGAGUGUGUGGACACACUGAAAACUGAGAAUGAACAGCGGAAAGCUCAGAUCCGCCAGAUGAAACUGCAGCUGAAACAACGCCGGUCAGACGCAGAGUCCGCGAACUUCCAGCUCACCGAUCGACGGAAUGCUGCGUUGGCGAAUAUUCAGAAUGGAAUCAAAAGGACGGAACAUCUCUGGCAUUCAUUACAUAAUAAAACUGCUGAAUCGAGGAUAUUCUUGUGUCGCGAGGCUGCCUUCUUAUACGGUCUCAGGCAGGAGGCUGGGAAACGAGAAGGUGGAAGAAAGAGCGAGAAAUACUAUAUUGGAGGUGUGCAGAUUGUCGACUUGAGAAGUCUGAAUGGUGCCUCACCGUCGCAAAUAUCUACGGCUCUAUCCAACAUCUCUCAUCUACUCAUACUUGUCUCCCAUUAUCUUUCCCUCCGACUGCCUGCAGAGAUCGUCUUACCUCACCGUAAUCACGCAACACCGGCAAUCUUCCCACCGGCAGCAUCCUAUUCCUCGGCGCAGGAUAACUUGAGCGAUGUCUACCAUCCAUACACACAGUUCAAACCGCGCGAUACUCGUAAACACCGACCUCGGCCUUUAUCAGUUGACAAAACGCUUCCGAAACUAGUCAAAGAAGAAGCAGCGACGUAUGCCCUUUUCAUCGAGGGAGUCUCCCUCCUAGCCUGGAACGUAUCCUGGCUCUGCCGCACACAAGGCCUGAAUAUAGCCUCUGAUUCCUGGGAAGAUAUCUGCAACAUCGGCAAGAACAUGUGGCAACUCCUGGUAUCACCCACAACAGCCCAAAAUUCCAAUACCACCACUACAACGAGAGCAAUAUCUAGCCGGGAGACCGUCUCUGCUCGCCCGAAGACUGCCAACCUACAACAGCCAAAAACUACCAUCCAGAGAACGAAAUCAUUCCCCAUGCUAGGACACUACUCGCACGGCACCUCACACUCCUUCCUUGGUGCAUCAGAAGGCGUCGAGUUUAUGAAGACGUGGAAACUACCUCCACCGGCCAAAAUUGCGGAUAAACUGAAAUCAGCAUUACUGGGCGAAAUGGCAAAUGCAGAAUGGGAAUUGCUGGAGGAGAAGGAGUGGGAUGACCUUGCUGAAGGUAGUCGCGAUACAGAUACUGCGAACCCAGCUUCAGAGGAUAGGAAAAGUAAGACUUCAUUGACGACAGCUACCGAAGUCGCCUCGACAGAGGCAGCGGAUGAUACUGCCAGUAUCAGGCCAAUGCGUACAUCCCCGACUUCAACAACUGCGACUACAUCUAGUAGCAAUACUACUCGACCCAGCGGAACCAGUGGCUGGACGAAAUUGAAAAGCAAGCAACCAGGAACAUGA